AAUGAUAAUUUGUUAAUGAAAGUACUAUAAAGAUUUACAGAUAGAAUGUGAAGAAUCAAUUGAUAAACGUAUAUUACCAGGAAUGAAUGAAAAAAAGUUACAUGAGGUUAGAAUAUUGAGUUGUUUAAUAGCAAAGUUAACAAAAGAAAAUAAAAUUAGUUCAAUAAUUGAUUUAGGAGCAGGACAGGGAUAUUUAAGUAGAGUAUUGGCAUAUACAUAUAAUCUUUGUGUCUUUGCUGUAGAUGCAAGUAAUAUACAAACAUGUGGGGCACAAAAAUAUCAAUUUCGUACAGAAAAAAGUCUUGGAUUAUUGCGCAAGGGAAAAAAGGAAGUUGAUGAUAAAAGUAAUGAACUUAUAAGUGAGAAAAAAGGAGGGUUAACUCAUGUUACUCAACAUGUGACUACGGAAACUUUAACUAAUUUAAUAUCAGAGUGGAAUAAGAAUAAGGAACAAUUUAACGUUGGAGAGGUGGGAGAUUAUGAAUUUAAUAAGGUUGUUAAUGAUAACAAAAAUAUCGUAGAUGGGUCUUGUUCAGCUAAACACUUAAAACAAGAUAAUAAUUUUUUAAUAUGUGGAUUACAUUCAUGUGGAGAAUUAUCAAGUACAAUGUUAGAUUUAUUUAUUAAAAAUGAAGAAAUAAAAUGUGUAGUAAAUGUAGGAUGUUGUUACCAUUUACUUCAUGAAAAUGAAAAUUCUAAACAAGAGAAUUCAAAAGAUGAAGAUAUUAAAUGUUCAUUCCCAUUAAGUAAAUUUUUUAAAGAAAAAAAUUUUUAUAUGGGAUUAACUAUCAGACAUCUUGCAUGCCAAGUACCAUCAAGAUGGUCAGUUCAACAAGAAUCAAGUAUUAAAGCAUUUGAACAUCAUUUUUUUCGAGCACUAUUACAGUAUAUAUUAAUUAAAAAAGAUUUAGUCAAAGAUACACCAAGAAUAGGAAAAUUACAUCAUCGAAGUUUCACAUCAUUUUCCACAUAUUGCAAUGCUGCAUUAAAAAAACUUUCUCUUCCAUUAAAUAGUAUCACACAAUCAGAAUCAGAAAAAUAUUAUAAUGAAUUUAAGCAAAAAGGAUAUAUGCGUAAAAUUAUUGUAUUUUGGACAUUAAGAGCUAUGUUAGGACCAUGUUUUGAGAGUAUUAUAUUAUUAGAUAAAUGUUUAUAUUUAUUUGAAAAUAAUCAUGUAAAAGAAGUCAAAUGUUUUGGUAUAUUUGACGAAUUAAAAAGUCCAAGAAAUAUGGUCAUUGUUGGAAUUAAAUAAUAACAAUAGUUGAAUAAAAUAUUUAAAUAAAAUUUACAAACACAAAAUCUUCUAGACUAAUAAAAUUUCGAAAUAUUUUCUUUUGUAAUAACCGAAUUAUAUACAUGUGUGAUUGUUUCUGUAGCAACUUUUGCCGUAUUUUCCAAGAUUUCCUACGAAUAUAAU
Molecule: messenger RNA, 1417 nt
Organism: Rhizophagus irregularis DAOM 181602=DAOM 197198
Lineage: Eukaryota; Fungi; Glomeromycota; Glomeromycetes; Glomerales; Glomeraceae
Source: RefSeq, a predicted model, not a curated record